CUGGUAGUUUGUUAACGUUGGCUUCAUUUUUAAAAACAAUAACAACUCUGCCGACAACUUGAUAAUUAGCAAUUAAAUGCUAUUUUUUUUGGCGUUAAGACAUUUGAAGUUUGAUGUAAUACUGUUAAGUACAAUUCUUUUCAAGGUAGAAAUGAGAUAACCACUGAUUCCUUAAAUGUUUGUGCCAUACAUGUAGUAUCAGCAUGUCUGGAACUCCGCCUAUACCAGAGCGAGUGGACAGUUUACAGAUUGACCAGCUGCCAUCUUUACCUACGAGCCCUCCUGUAACAGAAUCAGACAAUAAUGCAGAUUCACAGGGAGAAGACUCGCUGAGUAUCGAGGCCAGCAUUGUUGAUUAUGAAACUCCAAACUUUUUUAGGGAUACAUACAAAACUUUGAACAAUUUUCGUGACAAAGGUGAACUGUGUGAUGUUGAGAUACAGUGUGGGCAGAGAUCUUUCAAAUGCCACAGAAUUCUUCUGGCAAGCAUCAGUGGCUAUUUUCGGGCCAUGUUUAUGGGUAAAAUGGCUGAAAGUAAACAAAAUGUGAUAAAAAUACAGGAUAUUGAUGAGAAUAUACUGGAGAAUAUGAUAAAGUAUGCUUACAGUGGAAAAGUGACAAUAACUGUAGAUAAUGUACAGGGUGUUCUGUACGUGGCAUCUAUUCUACAGAUUGAAAAUGUUGCUCAUGCUUGUUCUGAGUUCAUGAAGGAGCAUUUACACCCAGACAACUGUGUUCAAGUCCACGGUUUUGCAAUGCAGCAUAACCGAGAACAACUUAUCAGGUACACUCAAGAAUUCAUUACAGAUAACUUCAAUGAGGUUUCUAAAACUCCAGAGUUCAUGACCAUGUCAGCUGAUGUGAUAGAUGGAAUUGUGAGCUCAAGUACCUUGAAUGUAUCAAGAGAAGAGGAGGUUUUUGAAGCUGUUAUGCAGUGGAUUAAUCAUGACAAGGAAAACAGAAAACAGCACUUGCCUAGAUUGUUAGGAAAAGUGAAGCUACCGCUUAUCAGUACUCAUUACUUGAUGAAUAAUGUAGCAACAAAUGAACUUGUUAGAAGUAAUCUGGAUUGUAGAGAUUUUCUUGAUGAAGCCAAAUAUUAUCAGAUGUACAUAGGGAACCUGUUGACUGACAUGACUCUCUCUGACAGAACACGCCCCAGGAAGAGUUAUGCAGGUGUGUUGUUUUGUGUUGGAGGACGUGGUGCCUCUGGAGACCCGUACAAGACAAUAGAGUGUUACCAUCCAAUGAAGGACAGAUGGUACCAGGUGACAGAGAUGCAUAUAAGAAGGCGUCAUGUUGGCGUCUGCUGCUUCAAUGGUCAGAUAUAUGCUGUAGGAGGUCACAAUGGAAGUAAACAUUUAGGGAGUGGUGAGGUAUUUGAUCCCACCACAGCAAAGUGGAGGAAGAUGGCAUCAAUGGUGACACAGAAAACAGGCGUCCGUGGUUUAGGUCUGGCAUGUCUUGGUGGUGCAAUAUAUGCUGUUGGAGGGUUAGAUGACAAGACAUGUUUUGAUACAGUGGAACGUUAUGAUCCGGUUGCUAAUAGCUGGACACAGGUUGCCUCGAUGAAUUUACCGAGAGGGGGUGUUGGUGUAGCUGCAUUAAAGGGUUACCUGUAUGCUAUUGGAGGUAAUGACGGAUCUUCGUCACUCAACAAAUGCGAAUGUUAUGAUCCAUAUGUGAACAAGUGGACUAUUGUUGCAUGUAUGGGGAACAAGAGAGCUGGGGCUGGUGUGGGUGUACUUGAUGGAUAUAUUUAUGCUGUUGGUGGCUUUGAUGAUAAUGCUUCCCUGGACACAUGUGAGAGGUUUGAUCCUCGUUCUGGCAAGUGGACCCCUGUAGCGAGCCUGUCAUGUCCUCGUGGAGGUGUAGGUGUUGCAGCACUAGGUGGCAGGUUGUAUGCUGUUGGUGGUCACGAUGGUUGUAACUAUCUCAACUCUGUGGAAUCCUACAAUCCUAUCACUGACAGUUGGGAAAAGGAAGCCAAUAUUGAGAUAUCUCGAGCUGGCGCUGGUGUGGUUUUAUUACCUGGACCUGUGUCCCUCAUUCCAGACAGUUCCGAGCUUAAUUAUUUCACAAAUUGUGGGGGAGCAGCUGGAAAACUUUGACCGGAAUGAAUGGAACACGUGCUGGGGCGGGGCUUGCUGCCUGUCCAAUGACCAUGGCAACCUUCUUCAAUGUCAUCAACAAUCCAUAUACUGGACCACUUUAAAUUAUUCCAAAACUACUUAUUUACAAUACAGGCAGUUAAACAUUCAUCAAGCCAUCAUUUAAGCUGUUCUUCUUCAUGUUCACCAGGAUUGAUAAUUACAUCUAAAUGACAGUCUGUGUUCAGGGACUUGGAAAAGGAGGAAAUUCUGCCAGACAUCUUCUUUUUUCAAGCCGCUUCAAAUAGCCAAAAUCUUAUCAAAUUAUCAUAGAUAUUAGACCAUGAUUAUAUUUAUCACAAAACUCUACAGUUGAGUUGGGGCAACACAUCAAGUGAUUUGACUUUUAAAACUGUAAGACUCGCAAAAAGUUAAUUUCAUAAAUUUUUGAAUUCAUGCUAAUUAAUAGAAGAUAUGUUACAUACCGGUAAUAUAAUUGAUAAUUGGAAUUUCCUAUGUAAAGCAAAUGUAAUUCUACAGUUACUCUGACGAUAAAAGAUUGAUUAUUGGAAAAAAAUGAAGAAAAAUUAAAGUAAUGUUUUGAUCUUGAUAUACAUGUACUAACAUAUAGCUUAACUUAGCAUGACAUACACAUAUAUGUAAAAUUCUUUUGAUCAUGUGUAUGUCAUUACACUGACACAUAUAUACAUGUAAUUUUUUAAAGAAAUGCUUAUCUAUAUUUAUUUAUAUAAUGAAAAAUAUUUGGAAAAAAAAUCUGAUCUAUAAUGUAAUUGAUUGCCACAUACUAUAACAUAGCUGUAAAUUAGCUGUAUGUAUAAGUGCUUUAUUGUGCCAUCUUUUGUUAUUGUCAUGUUUAUAUUGUGUAUCUUGAAGAUUCAUAAUGUGAUAUAUAAUUUGUUAUUUCAGUUAGUGCUUUGUAAAUUGUAGAUAAAUAUAUAAUGAGCUUUGAGCAAGAUGGUAGCUGCUUCUGUGAAGCAUGUUAAAAUAAAUGUUUUGCAGUUAGCUCUCAAUACUAGUAUAUAUAAGAUUUUUUUUCAUUCUUCGGCUAGAAGUGCUUGUCAGAUUGGGCAAAAGGUUUUUAAAUGGGUUUUUAACUUUUUUAGAGCUCAGAUUUAAAAUGUGAUAAUUAUUUUACAAACUUGCUCUAUUUUGCAUGAAAUCCAGUAAAUAGUUAGUUUUAAAAUUUAGAUUAUUGGUUUAUUUAAUUGAUAUGGGCGAAACAUGAAUUUAAAGUGGAAUAUAACAUUCCAGAAUUUUACCUUGAUGAUGAUGAUCCAAGGAGCUUAUCAGUUGUGACACAAUCUAAGAAAACUUUGCUGUUAAAUUAACUGAGCUUAAUAUUGGCAUUCAAUUUUUAGAACAAAAAUCGAAGGAAAAAAUAAAAUUGAAUGUAAAAAUUAAUUAUUGUUAUAGGAUCUAAAAUUUAUUGUCAUUUGAUAUACAAUUUUAUGAAACAUACUCAGGAGAACUUUUGUCAAGCUUAAUAAUAUUUUUCCUCAGACAAGUUUCAUACAAUAUGAAUAAAAAGGUUGGAGGGGGAACAGUACAUCAAAAACAACACCCUGGUUUAUAUUUUAACUACCAGUAGCGGUUAAGAUAUACAAGUAACCUUCAUCAGGUUAUCAAAAAGUUUAUACUAAAUCUCAAGAAUGUCAAGGUCCUUUUAUCAGAAGACUUUAUUCUAAUCAUUUUUUUUUUCAUUAUAAACAUUGAUUUACCAUAGAACAAAUGGGACAAUUAUAUUAUAUGAACAAGUAUGUAAUAUAAAGAUAUUUGUUAUAGAUAUAUUUCUUAGAAAACAAGGGAAGUCACGUGAUUAAACAAAAUAUCACUGAAAAAACAGUUUAUGUGUCAAACUAAAAAAUUACUCGAACUAAAAAAUCACAGUGAAGGGUCCCCAUAUUACCUUUCCUCAAAAUUCAUACCAGCUUUAAAUCUGUCAGCCAUAGUGCUACUUAACUGUUAAAGCCUAUGUCACAUUUUUGCAAGCAAGUGCUACACAAUUUUACUAAUUGAAUAUGUCAUGUUGAUUAGUGUCAGCACCAUUUUACAGUGCAAAUUAUUUAUAUUUAUAUAUAUUUUAUAUUGUAAUGUUUAGUAGAUCACUUUAUUUAUUGAUUAUAGUAGUACAAUAUAGGGUAGUAUACAAUAUUAAUGUAGUAAACAAAACACUAGAGUUAUUAAUGUGUAAUGUCUUGUGUACAGUGUAUGUGUCCUUUAAUUUUCUGUUUAGUUAAUACAGCCGUUUUAGAAAUAUAAAUUUUUAAAUUAACAUAUUAUGUAAAAAAAACUUGUUAACUUAGCAGCAUCUUAUGUUUGACCUCUAUUGGUUUACAGUACAUACAUGCUGAAAAAGUAAUAUGAAAUCAAUCACUUUGAUGCUUAAUAUCUUGAUUUUAUAUACAUGGAUAUUCCAUGGAACUUAAGAAAAAAAGAGAUAUUAUCAUGGUUUGAAAUGAAAUUGGUUACUCUUAUGAAUAUCAAGCAUUCAUCAAUAUAGUCUAGUUGUACAGCAUUUGUCUGUCUGUUAACUUGGAGACUAAGGAAGUCGACUACACUGCCUGGAAUAAUAAACCUAGAUUUUAAUCAGUGGUUUCUUUCAGGGUAAUUUUCAAUUUUUUGACAAAUAGCAUUUGAUUUUAAAUAUUGUAUGAAUUUUUGCUCAUCGUUUACAGUGAACAGGUUAAAUAUUUCAGGAUUACUAACACAGUUCUGUCUCAAAACUGGAGCUCAAUUGUUUUGCUAACUACUGUUUGUUAAUUGUGUAUGUUUAAUCAUGUUGAUUAUAUUUUUAUAUUGUAUAUUGUAUCAAAGGUCACAUGUUGUUGUACUAUUUUUUAACUGUAUUCACAUCCAUGAUUUAGAGAAGAAAGGGAAGUUUUUGUUAAGACUUUGCAGUUUACACAGUGAUGAAAGUGUUGUUUACAAAAUUUCUAUACUAGUAUUUAGUCCGCAAUAUUGACCCAAGACUGAUUCUUCAUUACUGUAGAUCUGGUUGUAUUCCAGUUACAUUUACUUUUGCUUAUAUCCGCAAAAAACAUUUACAUUGUGAAUUCAUAGUUAACAAAUAUGUAUGGCACUACUUUGCAAGUAUCAAAAUAUUGUUAUGUCAUUAAUUCUUCUCUUUACAAGGAUUAGCUCUGUUAUUUUACUAUGAAAUAGUUUUAUUUCAAUAGCUAAAAUAAGUUGUUUUUCAUUUGUAACUAAAAUACAAACUGAUUAAAUCAAAAACAAGCAUAAAUUAUUACAAGUGAUUUUAAAAAAUAUAAACCAGUAUUAAUAAGGUCCAUCUCUUCUAACAAAUUUGCGACAUAUAGUACAACGAUGUUAUUUUAAAGACAACUAUUGUAAAUUUUUGGUUUAUUGAUCUAGGAAAAAUAGCAUAAGAAGUUAAUUUGUUUAAGGGGAAAAUUAAAAUUAACUCUUAGUCAUCAUAUAUGGCUAGCAACAGGUCAUAUACAUUAUACAAAUAUUCUAAGAAUGUUCUAAUACCUGUUGAUUUUAACCAAGCUCUUUUAUAAUUACAAGUGAUUUGCUGCCAUUAGUCAUGGACUACAUUUUUUUCAAACUUUUCAAGUUUACACCACCAACCUCCAAUAUUGAGGUCCCCUUGUUCUAAGUAAUACAUAACUGUUUCGACAAACCUUAAAAUUUACGUGUUCUACUUCUGAAACCGACUAUGCUUGAGUUAGGGUCACAGAAUAUUCAAAUGUCUCGGGGUCAAUAUUACAAGCAUUAGCUUCUCAUUUAUCAAAGAGAUUUGCAAUAAUUGCCAAGUAAUUGCCGCAUGUCCUUUUAAACACUACUAUUUAUAUUAUAUUAUAAUUUAUAUAUCAAAUCUAUAUUUAUACUAUUUUUUCUUUUUGCUAUUUCUUGCAAAAAGCUAAACUUUAUUUUCUUGUUAUAUAUUGUUUUAUAAAAUUUCUUGGGGUACAAUUGUUUAUAAAUAAAUGGCUAAUUGGUGAA
Ruditapes philippinarum (Manila clam) is the source of this 6077-nucleotide messenger RNA. RefSeq names its product kelch-like protein 8. Lineage: Eukaryota; Metazoa; Mollusca; Bivalvia; Venerida; Veneridae. Gene Ontology annotation, molecular function: protein binding. Bases 204 to 2111 code for a protein of 635 amino acids. The transcript is spliced from 9 exons. The record is from RefSeq and is a predicted model, not a curated record.